Molecule: messenger RNA, 1065 nt
Organism: Sesamum indicum (sesame)
Lineage: Eukaryota; Viridiplantae; Streptophyta; Magnoliopsida; Lamiales; Pedaliaceae
Product: protein CHAPERONE-LIKE PROTEIN OF POR1, chloroplastic
Cellular component (GO): chloroplast membrane
Source: RefSeq, a predicted model, not a curated record
CCCCCCCUCCCCCACAAGAAUCUUCGUUGCCUCCAUCCUUACACAAUUCCCUUCUUUACACACACUAGCAUAUGGCCACGGCGCUUUCCGUCCGCCCCACCCGCGCUAUCUCCGGUUCGGACCGGCUCAGACCCGCGUCUUUCCACCGCCCUGCCCCAGAACCGAUAGUUAAGGUGGGCCGCCGAGGUCCAUGGGGGGUGCUGUUCAGCCGCCGCGUAUUAGCCGCACCGCUGCAAGCCGGCUCGCGAGCUGAUGACUCUGCCCCGUUCGAGAUGUCGGUAGAAAAUGCCCUCAAAGUACUGGGUGUAUCCGAGGGUGCAUCUUUCGACGAUAUUCUUCGAGCAAAGAAUUCAAUCAUCGCUUCUUGUAAAGAUGACGAACAAACAAUUGCUCAGGUAGAGGCUGCAUAUGAUAUGCUGCUAAUGCAGAGUUUAUCACGGCGGAGAGCGGGGAAAGUUGUAAAUAGUAGCAUUCGUUAUGCUGAUGUUAAAUCUAUAAAUUCUCCUAAAAUGGGGUCAAUGCCCAAAUGGCUUCAGACUUCUGUCAAGAAGUCACCCAUAUCAGUGGAAGCACCAUCUACUAGCGAGUUAGGUGUGCAGGCGGGUGUAUAUGGAGCUCUGAUGGUCUUGACCUAUGCAAAUGGAGCCUCGCCAUCUUCCACAAUACCAUAUGGGGGUUCUGAUGUUCCUGGCCUUAUUUUAGCCACUAGCUUUGGGGCAUCCUUGUACUUCAUGACUAAGAAAAACAUCAAAUUAGGGAAGGCAACGGUCAUAACAAUCGGAGGGCUUGUGGCUGGUGCAGUGGUGGGCUCAGCAGUUGAGAAUUGGUUACAGGUUGACAUCGUCCCCUUUGUGGGAAUAAACACUCCGGCUACAGUUGUGAGCGAAUUUAUACUCUUCUCACAAUUUUUAGUCUCCUUGUACUUGAGAUAGAAUGAGGAUAAAUUCUAGUGGGAUUUAAUUGCAACAGUCCACAACGCUUAUCUAGGAUGUGUAUUGUAUCAUAUCUACAUUGUACAAAUGUGAUGUUUUAGAACCUAUAUCAGUAAAUACAUUUCUUGUCAAA